Molecule: messenger RNA, 3327 nt
Organism: Aspergillus pseudonomiae
Lineage: Eukaryota; Fungi; Ascomycota; Eurotiomycetes; Eurotiales; Aspergillaceae
Exons: 9
Coding region: 1-3327 (1108 amino acids)
Biological process (GO): rescue of stalled cytosolic ribosome; protein ubiquitination
Molecular function (GO): ubiquitin protein ligase activity; ribosome binding
Source: RefSeq, a predicted model, not a curated record
AUGUCGCUCUCCCCAGAAGCCCGCGACCAAUAUGUACCAAUCAUUGACUCAAUCCUGGCUAAGAGUGAUCUCAAUACUAUCUCCGAGAAGCGAAUCCGUAAAGGGCUUCAGGAAGAGGUCGGCUAUGAUCUCACUCCGCAUAAGGCUGUGAUUAAGCAGCUUAUCAUGGAGCGGUUCGACAUCUUUGCCGAGAAUGGUGGUAUAGAAGCUUCUCCCGAGGCGGUCGCUACUGCUCCUGCGACCAAUGGCCACAGUUCUGCGACACCGGUCGAGGCUUCGUCCCCUGCGCAAUCCUCCAAGUCACAGAAACGUCAGGCGGAUAGUGUGGAACGUGAAUCGGACAAGACUCCUCCGGUGAAGAAGAAAAAGUCCGAUCACGAUGUGGAUGCGGAUGCCCUUUUCGCGGCAAAAUUGCAGGCGGAGGAAAACAUGCGUGCCCGUCCCACUCGCGGUGCGAGUGCGCGUAAAGCCCAACCGGCAAAGAAGAAGACAACCAAGGCUAAAACGUCGAAGAAGGUCAAAGCGGAGGACGACUCAGACGUCGACUCCGGCUCGGACUCAAAGAAAGUGAACCGUUCUGGUGGAUUUCAUAAACCACUUACUCUAUCACCGGCAUUGUCAGCUCUGCUGGGUGGAGAAGAGUCGCUUUCGCGACCCCAGACGGUAAAGAAAGUCUGGGCGUAUAUCCGCGAGCAUGAACUUCAAGAUCCCAGCGACCGACGUCAAAUCCGCUGCGACGAACCGAUGCGCGCGGUUUUCAAGCAGGACCGCAUACAUAUGUUUACGAUGACAAAGAUCCUCAGCCAAAAUUUCGGGAGUUGGUACUGCCUUGCAGAUUGGCGCGAUGGAUGCUGUCGACAAAGUGUUCGUCGCGCCGUGUCAGAAGGAGCGCCGAGCUCUUCUAAUCCCUGGGAGCUGUUAUCCGGGCUUGUCCCCUUUCUGAAAUUGUUUCCGUCGUGCCAACUCCCGCCUCCAUAUCCGCCCUCCAUGUCUGACACUCAGCCGCCCCAAGGCUCCGGAUCGCAAGGACCAAAACGUGGUGGUCGUCGCGGACGAGGACGGGGAGCAGGCCAACCUUCGGCAAGAAUUGAGAACUCGCAGCAGUCGACUGAAGGUGCCGGAAAAGGCUCAAGGGCCAGGGGCAGUGGGCCCCGCAGAGGAGGGGGUCGCGAUAAGCAGAACCGCAGCGCCCCGAAUAGGGAUUCCGGGCCGGAUCCCAGUGGACAACCGACCCAAGGACAGACUACAGAGACGGGAGACAAGGGCAAGACGGUAGCUGCAGCGCCCGCAGACGACGCCGAUGAUGGGGAGAUUUGCUUCAUUUGUGCGUCAACUGUCGAACAUACGUCUGUUUCGCCAUGUAAUCACCGCACUUGCCAUAUCUGCGCGUUGAGACUUCGAGCAUUGUAUAAGAACAAAGCCUGUGCGCAUUGUCGGACUGAAUCGAGCUACGUGAUUUUCACAAAUGACCAUGUGAAGCCUUUCCAGGACUUCAAGGACUCGGACUUUUCUCAGAAAGAUGAUAACCUCGGGAUCAAAUAUGAAAAUAAUGAGAUCUUUGAAGAUACAGUCCUCUUGCUCCGAUACAAUUGCCCGGACACAGAUUGCGACGUGGCUUGCUUAGGAUGGCCCGACCUGCAUCGCCACGUGAAGAGCAAGCAUGGCAAAGUAAUGUGCGAUCUUUGUACGCGUAACAAGAAAGUCUUCACCCAUGAGCACGAGCUCUUCACUGUAGCGGAGUUGCGCAAGCACGAGAAGUAUGGAGAUCAUGUUCCUGGGGCUGUUGAACAGAGUGGCUUUAAGGGUCACCCCGAAUGUGGUUUCUGCCGUCAACGGUUUUAUGGUGACGAUGAACUGUACACUCACUGUCGCGAUCGCCAUGAAAGAUGCCACAUCUGUGAUAGACGGUCCGCCAAUCGUCAGCAACAGUAUUAUAUUGACUAUAAUGCGCUUGAGGAUCACUUCCAGAAGGACCAUUUCCUUUGCCUGGACAAGGAGUGUUUGGAGAAAAAGUUUGUUGUUUUCGAAUCUGAAAUGGAUAUGAAAGCCCAUCAAUUGGAAUGCCAUCCAAAUGGUCUUUCCAAGGAUGCGAGACGCGACGCACGAACCGUUGAUCUGUCAUCUUUCGACUACAGAACACCGUAUCAACCUCAAAGACAACGCCGCGGCGCUGGUCGUGGGCGCGAUCCAAAUUCUGAACCUCUUCCUGUGUCCUCUGCACAACCACUAACCAGAGCCGAAAUUGCCUACCAACGGCAGAUGGCCAUUCAAAGCGCACAGUCAGUAUCAACCCGCAGCUUCGGAGGUCAAUUGACCCGUAAUGAUACUCAAACUGUACAUGCUCCCCCGCGUACCCCAGCCUCCCGAACACCCCCAGCUGCGUCCACCCCUGUGGCGGAACUGCAGGAUCUCAGUCUCGGCCAUGAUUCCGGAUCUGCCACGCCUCAGGAACAGGCCCGCCGUCUGCGUCAUGCAGCUGUGGUCGAGCGUGCCGCUAAUCUCCUUGGCAAUGAUCAAAAUAAACUGAAUGAAUUCCGCUCCAAAGUGUCCACCUACCGCACCUCUGCCCUAACAGCCACCGAGCUGAUCGACGGUUUUUUCUCCCUCUUCGACACGUCCACAAACGAGCUAGGCAAACUCGUCAAGGAGCUCGCAGAGAUCUACGAAAACGACUCCAAACGAACCGCACUACUCAAAGCCUGGAAUGACUGGCGCGCCAUCAACGAAGAUUACCCAGCCCUACCAGGCCCUGGGGGCCUCCUACCAGGCAUGUCCCCCAGCACCGUGAACGGCAGUGGUGCCGGAGGCAAACGUGUCCUCCGGCUGAAAUCCUCAACCGCCCAGUCCUCUCGCUCAGCUGUCGGCAGAAGCGGUGCCCUCCCCUCGGGCUCAUCCCCAAGCAACCCCUUCCCCCCUCUCUCCUCUACCGUCUCCAAAAAGUCCGCCGCCGCCAGCAACAGCAAUACCCCUUGGGCUACGGCAUCCCCUGCUCCAUCGUAUACCGGGCCAUCCUACGCUGGCCCAUCCUCCCGUCCUGCCCCUAAACCUAGUAACCCCUCUCGGCCUGCAAAUACCGGCAACGCCGAAGCUUUCCCGGCGCUCCCCGCCGCCCCUAAACCAAACGUCCUCAUGGCUGGUCUCACCCGUGGAACUGUCCGUGUCCGUUGGGAUGGACGAGAUGCUCCGAACUCGAAUGCCUGGGCCUCAGGUGGAUCAGGCACCAGUACCCCGGGCGAACCAGAUUCCGAUUUCGGAGAGUCCUCUGCAGGCGGCGGUAAGAAGGGUAAGGGAAAGAAGGGAAAACAGACUCUUUUCCAUUUUGGUUAA